Messenger RNA from Ornithodoros turicata, 1917 nucleotides. RefSeq lists its product as uncharacterized. Gene Ontology annotation, cellular component: extracellular region. Gene Ontology annotation, molecular function: chitin binding; chitinase activity. Bases 55 to 1686 code for a protein of 543 amino acids. Lineage: Eukaryota; Metazoa; Arthropoda; Arachnida; Ixodida; Argasidae. The transcript has 8 exons. The record is from RefSeq and is a predicted model, not a curated record. Gene Ontology annotation, biological process: chitin catabolic process; carbohydrate metabolic process.
AAGAAGAAAGUGCGUUCCUUGUGCUUGAGACACGACGUUUCCAAUUGAGGGAAAAUGAUUUUUUUCUUUGGUGAAACUCAAUCGCCGAGUAGUCAAGAGGACACCGCAAAAGAACCAUCAACGAGCAUCGAAAAGCCGCCUUCUAUUCCGCGCCGUGGUGUGUCUUUUUCUGAACAUCUCGUUAGUCCUGGUAGGGGGGAACCCAAGACUCCAUCCCCUGCCGUGGUGUCGCCGAAGCAAGCUGCGCCAUCGCAAGGGGAAGGAGGAACCAGCUCACAUGGAAAGCCAAAUCCGCAAUCUGCUUCCGGACUCGAGAGCAAUAGCAUCAUUGGCGUGGUCCCACAGAGACAUAACAACCUUUACUACCUCUGGUACUCUUCUGCUCUUCUCCUUGGAAGCCUUGCAGUGCCCCUGGGGCUGCUUAUUAUGGCUUUCGUCCGCGGGCGACUGGCGACCAAGGAAGCAGACCUGCAGGAAAUCACCACCGACGUCAAUAUUUCAACGACGGACUAUUUACCCAACGUCCCCGAAAAGUGCCUACAACAAACUGUUGUGACAGAGCCCGACCCUGGCGGAAUCGUUCCAGUCACAUCAUUUCCUUCAGGCAGUUCAGCAGCGGCACUUCCGUUUUUCUGUGCUUACGAGACCGAGGUAUUACUGCCAACGCCUAACGCCAUCAAGAGUUACGGAUACUUUCUGCCUCGCCAUCUCAACGCUGAAUUUUGCCCGUUCAUCCUAUAUGAGUUCCUGGUACCGCGCCACGCUUCGUACAGCACAUUGCAACCGCAGCUCGAGGCAAAAUCUGGUCUUCGGGAGAUCCUAAGUUUUAAAAACAAGAGCAAACCUUGGGAGAAAACUAAGGUCGUCAUAUCCGUCGGGGGACAUCCUGAGGACCAAAUUCACUUCGCAUCUUUGGUGAAAGUACGAGGACGCAUGCGCGAGUUCACGCUGAGCCUUAUUACUGCCUCUAUCCACUACAAGGCUUCUGGAAUAAACAUCGACUGGAAGCACCUUAAGGAUUCCGACUGUACAACCGACCAGCACGACAACAUUCUGCUCCACAUUCUGGAAGACAUUCGAGCCGUCAGUGAUUUCAACAACAGACCACUCCUACUCAGCGUCUCUCUCGAGCCUGAUCUAGCGAGGAAUAAGAAGGACAUAAAGCCCCUUGAGGCUCUGGUGGACUAUCUCCUCGUGCAUACGCACAGACUACGUCCUUCAACCGGUCCUUGUCUCACAGACAGCACGGAACGAAACUCGCUUGUGAAGGAGAUCGUAUCACGCAUGGCGGAUAGUUCAAAGUUGUGUGUGAGCUUCUCCAUGUUGAUGAGAGGCCAAAUGCCCGACACGGUACAGAAAGAUCCGACCCCAGCAUUCCCUUACUCCCGGACCAAAGGACUGGCCACUCCGUACGAUAUCUGCUCGUUACGAAGGACGGGCACUCCAAAGGGUGUUCCUUGCGACGACAUAAUAGUUGCCGGAUCUGGUGGCCGUUACGAGUUCGGCUGGGACGGGGCAGAAACGAUCGAGAAAUAUGUGACCAGUCGCCCGACCACGAGACCGUGCGUCGUCUACAGGGACUUGGCCGCUACAGAUUUCCUAAGCAAGUGUACUGUCCCAUUCAAGAAAUUUUCGAACGUCUUCCAGGCCUACAAAACAGCAUUUCAAUCCCUUCCGGGCCCGUAGUGCGUUGUAGUACAACUUCGACGGCACGGAAACCAGAGGAAACACCGGACCCUUGAUAUUGGCCACGACUUAUUGAACACACUCUACAUAAAGAUAAGAUAAAAUAAGUUCAACACGUGCUUUAUAUGUGACUAUCAAGUACGCACAACAAUAAAAUGUAUACGCCUACACAAAUGUGUGUGCGUUGAUAUCCAGCCACAACUACAGAGCAACAUGGAGCAGCCGACCUCG